Messenger RNA from Salvia splendens (bonfire salvia), 802 nucleotides. RefSeq names its product protein PAM68, chloroplastic. Lineage: Eukaryota; Viridiplantae; Streptophyta; Magnoliopsida; Lamiales; Lamiaceae. The transcript has a single exon. Bases 9 to 614 code for a protein of 201 amino acids. The record is from RefSeq and is a predicted model, not a curated record.
GCUGUGACAUGAUGACUCCUCCUAGUCCUUCCCAACUAACCAAAAUACAUGUAGCUCGAAGGAAGGAAGAAAGCAGUUGGGAUCAAAACAUGGGAAUCCAUGCCUACGCUCCUUUAUCAUUGCCACCUUCGCUAACCUCACCCCAUAUCAAAAUCCUCUCACCCAGAAUCCACCUCAAACCAAUCUCAGCCACUCUAAAUUCGCCCAAAGGCUUUGGACCCGCAUCAAAGAAACCAAAAAAACCCAAGAAGCCAAACAAGAAAUACGAAAGCGAAGACGAAGAUGAGGAUGAGAGAGAGGAAGGGGUGAUACCGGAGAUCGUGACAAAUAGGAUGAUGAGCAGAAUGGGACUCUCAGUUGGAAUCCCACUCUUCAUAGGACUCUUAUUCUUCCCAUUCUUCUACUAUCUAAAGGUUGGGUUGAAAAUCGAUGUCCCCACAUGGGUGCCCUUCAUCGUGUCGUUUGUCUUCUUCGGCACUGCGCUUUUGGGGAUCAGUUAUGGAAUUGUGUCGGCCAGUUGGGAUCCAUUGAGGGAAGGCUCACUCUUGGGCUGGAAUGAAGCUAAGAAGAAUUGGCCUGUUUUCUGGCAGUCCUUGCGUGGUGGAAAUAAAUAAUACUCUGAUUCUAAUUUCUUCUCCAUUUUUGCACACUGUGUUUCUUUGAUCUUGUUAUCAUGUUUUGUUUGGGUUUAUUACAUAUAUUUGUUGACAGAGUAACAUUAGGUGUGUUGCCAAAUGCAGGGUAGUCUUGGAUAUUCACCAUUUCUUGAUUACAGGGUGCCUUUAAUAUAGUAUAUUUGGUA